This is a messenger RNA of Rhipicephalus sanguineus (brown dog tick), 704 nucleotides long. RefSeq lists its product as uncharacterized. The transcript is spliced from 5 exons. Bases 258 to 704 code for a protein of 148 amino acids. Lineage: Eukaryota; Metazoa; Arthropoda; Arachnida; Ixodida; Ixodidae. The record is from RefSeq and is a predicted model, not a curated record.
GUAGGCAUUAAAAUGUACACUUCUCAGUUUUAUUCAGCACUUUUCAACUCCUUACUCUCUUUUCUUGUGCACAGACACCCUCAAACAGGUGUGUGGAGUUCAAUGAAGACACCACAAACAAAGAACGCAAACACAAGCAAAUGAGGAAAGAGACUUGACAGGAACCUUAUGAGAGUGUGCUGAAAGAGCGCAAUGAACUGCGACAAGCGGUUGCCAAAACCAAUGAAAGAAUUGAUCGAAUAGACGUGAAGCUUUCAAUGAUUGUAGAAAUGCUACAGGCGAGAAGUGCCCCUCAGCCUCAAAAGGCACAAAAAAGUGCCCCGCUUCUCGAGCAAGCACAACAGUCCCCUACAGAUCUGUGGGAGGAUGGCCAAGACCUUAAUGGUUUGGAUUACGAAGUUGAACCGUCACACACAGCCCCCACACCACCACCACCAGCACACAUGGACACUACAUCCAAGCCUGCUGCAGACGCACUCCCCACAGCUGCAGACCCAAAAGCCCACACUGCUUUUACUGACAUUGGUGAUGGCAAGUAUCACGUGAAAGACGGCCUCAUGAUUGGAAGCAAGCAGGCGGAAAAAAUCCUGGGCCAUAAAAAACCUCCACUCGUUGUAAAGGAUAUGGCCCAAGCCAUAUGGGGUCGCGAAGGAUUGGCGGAGCGAAGUUAUGGAGGCAAAUUAGCCCCCAAGGAGGCAAAUUAA